GAUGAGCCGCAGACAGACCGCCUCUGCAAGAAAAAAAAAGAAAAAGAAAGAAAGAAAAAUGGGUGGGUCGAUAGAGAGCACGGUGCGAACUGCGCACGGUUUGUUUUCACAUUUCACAUCAGGACUCAAAUGAAUGGAGGCUGGAGUUUAGGAGAAGUUUAUGAAGUGGGGACAUCAAUUUCAACAACAACAACAACAACAAUAACAACAACAACAACAACAGUUUAGAGAAGAUCUGGGCUCUGGGUUUGAGAUGGAUUGGCCAGAUACCUUUGAGGCAACAUUGUGGAAAAUUGAUACAUGAUCUCUUUUUGGAGUCUGAGGCUAUUUAACGAGGAACAGAUGCUUUAAGAAAGUCCAUUCACCCAUUUGGAGAUCUGGUUUGGGAGAAAAGAUCACAGAUUACUGCUUGUGGGACUUCUGGGAUGUGAUCGACUGGUGUGGAUUUACUGGGAAGUAAAUAAAGAAUCUUCAGGGAUCUCAGAGAAUCUCAGAGUGUGUGUUGAUUUCAGCUGUGGAUGUUGUAGCUGUGUUUUACAGUCAUGGGGAAUUUGGAAAGUGUGGAUGGACAGAAUGAGAUGAAGCAUCACAUCAUGCCAUUAAAGGUGCCCAUGCCGGAGCCUGCGGAGCUCGAGGAGCGCUUUGCUCUCGUUCUGAGCUCAAUGAACCUGCCUCCGGACAAAGCACGCCUGCUUCGCCAGUACGACAAUGAGAAGAAGUGGGACCUCAUAUGUGACCAGGAGCGCUUCCAAGUAAAGAACCCCCCACACACGUACAUUCAGAAACUGAGAGGCUUUUUAGAUCCAGGAGUCACACGCAAGAAAUUCCGCAGGCGGGUUCAGGAAUCCACCAAAGUUCUGAGGGAACUGGAGAUAUCGCUGAGGACCAAUCACAUCGGGUGGGUGCGUGAGUUCCUGAAUGAUGAGAACAGAGGACUGGACAUUCUGGUGGAGUACCUCUCCUUUGCUCAGUGCGCUGUCGCGUUGGAUUUUGAUGGUCUGGAGAACGGGGAAGAUGGCUCACUGGACAAGUCCUGGAGCAGGUCUAUUGAGGAUCUGCACCAGAACGGUUUCAGUACCCUGGUGCGCUCAGUGCGCCAAUCCGUCCCUCGGUAUGGUUCAGCAGCAAACAACAAAACGAUCAAAAACUCCAGGAUAGUGAGUCAAAAGGAUGACGUGCAUGUGUGCAUCAUGUGUCUCCGAGCAAUCAUGAACUAUCAGUAUGGUUUCAACAUGGUCAUGUCCCAUGCGCAUGCGGUUAAUGAAAUCGCCCUGAGCAUGAACAAUAAGAACUCGCGGACAAAAGCACUGGUCCUGGAGCUUCUGGCUGCUGUGUGUCUUGUGCGAGGAGGCCAUGAGAUCAUCCUCUCAGCAUUUGAUAACUUCAAAGAGGUGUGCAAAGAAAAGCACCGCUUCGAAAAGCUGAUGGAGUAUUUCCGCUGUGAAGAAGGAAACAUUGAUUUCAUGGUGGCCUGCAUGCAGUUCAUCAACAUCGUGGUUCAUUCUGUGGAGGACAUGAACUUCCGUGUGCAUCUGCAGUACGAAUUCACUAAACUGGGUCUUGAUGAUUUCUUAGAGAAAUCUAAGCACACAGAAAGCGACAAGCUGGCAGUGCAGAUCCAGGCCUACUUAGACAACGUGUUUGAUGUAGGAGGACUGCUGGAGGACGCAGAGACGAAGAACGUCGCUCUGGAGAAAGUGGAGGAACUGGAGGACCACCUGUCUCAUGUGACCGAGAAGCUUCUGGAAGUGGAGAAUGAGACGGUGAUGAAAGUCGCAGAGCUGGAGAAGCAGCUCCUACAGAAAGACAAGGACCUGUCAUCCAUUCGGGAAACGUACGAAUCGACGAGCUCUCAGGUGCGCACGCUUCGACGUGUAAUACAAGAGAAGGACGCUGCCUUCCAGAGGCAUACAAACAUCGAAAAGCGGUUACUGGAGCUCGAGCAGCAAGGGACGAUCCGCCUGAGGAAGCAGCCUGACGGAGACAUUGCAAUCGAAGCCCUGGGUGGUGGUGGUGGUGUUGGUGGUGGUGGUGGUGGAGGAGGAGGAGCACCAGGAGGAGGGGCUAUAGACAUUAUGACUGGAGCUCCUUUCGGGGAGCUGGGCUCAGUCAGCACCAUCCUGGGUGUCAGUUUGUCCGCUGCUACUGUGGAAACGCCUGAACCACCUUCACCACCACCACCACCUCCACCACCUCCACCACCUCCACCUCUCCCAUCAGCAGAGUGUCUACCACCGCCACCUCCACCAUUGGCUCCUCCACUUCCUGGAGCAUCACCCUCAGUCAUCCUCAGCGUUGGUUUAUCAGCAAUCCGCAUCAAGAAGCCCAUAAAGACCAAGUUCCGUCUUCCUGUGUUUAACUGGGCGGCUCUGAAGCCCAACCAGAUUAAUGGCACCGUCUUCAAUGAGAUCGAUGACGAACGAGUGCUUGAGGAGCUGGACCUGGAGAAAUUCGAGGAGCUCUUUAAGACAAAAGCACAAGGUCCUGUGGUUGAUCUGUCUUGCACAAAGAGCAAAACAUCCAGUAAGGCUGUAAACAAAGUUCAGCUGCUGGACGCUAAUCGCUCCAAGAACCUGGCCAUCACGCUACGCAAGGCUAACAAGAGCACGGAGGAGAUCUGCAGAGCUAUUCAAACGUUUGAUCUUAAGGCUCUGCCAGUGGACUUUGUGGAGUGUCUGAUGCGUUUCCUGCCCACGGAGGCUGAGACUAAGCUGAUGCGUCAGUAUGAGAGGGAACGCAGGCCUCUUGAGCAGCUGGCUGAGGAAGACCGCUUCAUGCUUCUCUUCAGCAAGAUCGAGCGCCUUACUCAGAGGAUGAGCAUCGUCACUUUCGUGGGGAACUUUAAUGACAACAUCAGCAUGUUGACCCCGCAACUCAAUGCCAUCAUUGCUGCUUCAGCCUCAGUGAAGUCUUCUCCAAAGCUAAAAAGAAUGCUUGAGAUUAUUUUGGCCUUGGGUAACUACAUGAACAGUAGUAAAAGAGGCUCGGUCUAUGGCUUCAAACUCCAAAGUUUAGAUCUGCUGCUAGACACAAAGUCUACUGAUCGCAAGAUGACCUUACUUCACUACAUCGCUCUGAUAGUGAAGGAGAAAUACCCGGAGCUUGCGAACUUCUACAAUGAAUUGCACUUUGUGGACAAAGCCGCAGCAGUGUCUCUGGAGAAUGUGCUGCUGGAUGUAAAGGAGCUGGGAAAAGGAAUGGAACUGAUCAGAAGAGAGUGCAGUCUGCAUGAUCAUGCCGUCCUCAAGGGCUUCCUGCAAGCCAGUGACAUGCAACUGGAUAAGCUGCAGAAAGACUCUAAGACUGCUGAGGAGGCUUUUAACACUGUGGUGAUGUACUUUGGCGAGAGCCCCAAGACAACUCCUCCGUCGGUGUUCUUUCCCGUGUUUGUGCGUUUCAUCAAAGCUUACAAAGAUGCUGUUGACGAAAACGAACAGAGGAAGAAACAGGAGGAAGCUAUGAGGGAGAAACUGCUUGCUCAGGAGGCCAAACAGCAUGACCCCAAGGUGCAAUCUCAGAAGAAGAGGCAGCAGCAGCACGAGCUAAUCGCCGAGCUGAGACGGCGCCAGGCCAAAGACCACCGCCCCGUCUACGAGGGCAAAGACGGCACCAUUGAGGACAUCAUCACAGUGCUAAAGAGUGUGCCGUUUACAGCGCGUACAGCCAAGCGGGGCUCGCGCUUCUUCUGUGACACCAACCUGUACGAUGAGUCCAACUGCUAGCCCCUACCUAAACUCUCUCCCAAAAUCUGUCCCUAAUUCAGCAGAUCUCCGAAGCCAGCCGUUCCUGCGAGCUGACGCGGUGAUCCGAAACGGGUGGAAGCGACCCUAAAGACCCUCCCUGACCCCUGUCUCUCUCCACCCCCCUGCGCUUAUCUCCCUGCACCUCACAGUGACGGAGCGUAGGCCAAAACCAAAUCAAGCGCCAUUCAUGUUUAUAAGUGGGUGGUCGAGUCCUUUAUUUAUUUACGGAAGAGUCUCCGUUAUUCUCCCUGUCUCUCAACAAAAGCACAGAUGUUCAAAGUUCCCACCCUUUUCCUUCACUCUCACAUGUAUCAAAACCCAUGCGAAAGCAUCGGUGUGUAUGUGUGGCCUUCCUGAGGGGGGAAGGGAGAGGAAAAGACGUUUCCUGGAGAACAGUGUGUGUGUGUGUGGGUGAGAGCAGACACUUACGUCCACACUGCCAGCACAACAAGUCACUUGUGCAAUCUAUAAACAAAACUCUUGCUUAUGAAGAGAUAUGACCCACAUCACCUACACCCACAAAAACCUUCAUUUCUUACUUUAUUCCCCCCCAGAUAUUUACAACAGCAUGAGAGACCAAACAUAUUAAACACAUCCCUAUUUUCUUUAAAGUGCCUUAAAAAAAAACAAAAAAAACCCCUAUUAUUUGCUCUUAUAUUUAGCCAAUACAAAUGCCAGACUCUUUUGUACUGAUCCUUUUUUUGUUAUUGUAUAACAUUUAUUGAAAUACUGUAAAUAGACCAGAAAUCGCAGUGCUUCACAUUGCGGAUUUUCAAGGAGAGAGCUUUGCUAUUCGGGAUGUGCCUUGCAUAGUUAAUACUAAGCUAACAAUUGUUCUAUCUGACUGUAUAUAAUGGUUUUAAUGAUAAUGAUACAUAUAUAUAUAUAUAUAUAUAUAUAUAUAUAUAUAUAUAUAUAUAUAUAUAUAUAUAAUUUUUUUUGCUCAUGAAAGCACUAAUGUGCUCUGGAAGGCACCUGGAUUGAAACUGCGGGUUGCAUGUGGUUAUUUUUGUACAAAAAAAAAAAAAGAAUUAAUAUGUAAAAGUAUGCCGGUGGUGCCAAUAUUAAUGGUUCAACCAUAACAGUCGGAAUUUUUUGGAAUCUGGAUGUGCUUCGUGGAUAAACCCCAACGCCAUGAAGGAUAUACUGCGUUUAAUCUGAUUUGUAGGACGAUUUUGUAAUAUUCUGUAUUUGGGAUUUGUGAGGAGAAUGGCUUCUUUUUUUUUGCACUAGCCAGUCCCCAUGAUAUGGGGGGAUAAAACCGGUAAUAUUAAUACACUACAUUACUGCCAUUUAGAGGUGUGACUGAAACAUGAGCAACACUAGGCCUUGUGCUUUGGGUCUCUAUAAAUAUUUUAUUUUAUUUUUUACUCAGAAAACAUUUUAUGUAAGAAGUGCUGAAUGUAUAGCCAUGUCCUCUCUCUCUCUCUCCCUCUCUCUCUCUAUUAAGGAAUACAGCAUCACUGUAUCAGUUUUAACCCUUCCAUUUGUCAUCGGAAGCACAAAUAAAAGUUGUUCCUGAUUA
Messenger RNA from Silurus meridionalis, 5268 nucleotides. RefSeq names its product formin-like 3 (gene fmnl3). The coding region runs from base 543 to 3722 and encodes 1059 amino acids. Gene Ontology annotation, cellular component: cytosol. NCBI's taxonomy places the organism in Eukaryota, Metazoa, Chordata, Actinopteri, Siluriformes, Siluridae. The transcript is spliced from 27 exons. Gene Ontology annotation, biological process: cell migration; regulation of cell shape; cortical actin cytoskeleton organization. The record is from RefSeq and is a predicted model, not a curated record. Gene Ontology annotation, molecular function: actin filament binding; small GTPase binding.